AUGGUCCAAAACAAGGUCAAAGACACUCGCCGCCCCGGCAUGCCCGGCUGGAUUGGCCCUGGCUACACACCGAAAGCAGCCCGUCGGCCUGCGAAUCCCCCGAAACAGGCCGCGCUUCCACCCCACCACUCUCCCAUCCGUCUCGAACUACAACAACUCCUCCUCAACAUCUUCCGCGAUACCUACGCCCCGCUCCUCAUCUCAGACGAACUCAGCCCGACGCUGCAAGAAAUCAAAGCUGCCCUGUUCGAGCGAGACUUUGCGCGCGCGUUCGGCGCACAGAAAUACCUCGAGGUAUAUGCUGCGAGAUGGAGCCCGAGUCGAUCGCUAUGCUAUGCGUCUGUUCUCAUAGAGCUACGUGAGCACCUGGACAAAUUCGACAUGUUUGCGCGCGGAACGAAACGCAAGGCAGCCGAUCAAGAUGGGGGAGACAAGGAUUCAGAUGCACGAGCAACGAGAAUCGUCUGUCUCGGUGGCGGCGCAGCGGAAGUUGUUGGCAUCGGGGGCGCCCUGCGAUAUCUCCUAAACGGUUCCAGGCCCUCACCUACCGAUUCAUCUGCAUCUUCAGCUGAAACAGAAUCAACCCCCGACCCCACCACCGAAGAAGAAACCCCAACCCCUCUCCUCUGCGACCUCCACCUCGUCGACACCGCCGACUGGGCCCCUACAGCCACCACCCUAACCACUGCCCUCGUCUCCCCACCUGCCCUCUCACCCCACGCCUCUGCCCGCGCCCGCGCAGCCGCUAAACCCCUCAUGCCCGCCACUACCCUCCGCACGACCUUCCACCAGCUCGACGCCAUCGCCCUAACUCCCACCCAGCUCGCCGACCUCGCCUCUCCAGAACCAUGCAUCAUCACCCUCUUCUUCACGCUAAACGAGCUCUUCACCGCAUCUACUGCGCGCACAACCGCUAUGUUACUCUCGCUUUCGGCCAUUUCGCCUGGGUCGGUGAUCAUCGUCAUCGACUCCCCUGGUUCUUACUCUGAGGCAGCAGUAGGCAUGGAGGGAGCGGAGAAGAAAAAGUACCCUAUGGCGUGGCUAUUGGACCAUGCGCUGCUUUCGCAGAAGGUCUUCGGGGAAGAGGGUGGUGAGGGGAAGGCGCAGUGGGAGAAGCUGAUGGGAGAGGAGGCCAAGUGGUUUAGGUUAAGCGAGAAGCUGAAGUAUCCUAUUCAGUUGGAGGAUAUGAGGUUCCAGGUGCAUGUGUAUAAGAGGUUAUAG
Molecule: messenger RNA, 1221 nt
Organism: Pseudogymnoascus verrucosus
Lineage: Eukaryota; Fungi; Ascomycota; Leotiomycetes; Thelebolales; Thelebolaceae
Exons: 1
Coding region: 1-1221 (406 amino acids)
Source: RefSeq, a predicted model, not a curated record